Messenger RNA from Plasmodium gaboni, 1212 nucleotides. RefSeq names its product putative EMP1-like protein. The annotation marks the transcript as partial. The record is from RefSeq and is a predicted model, not a curated record. Lineage: Eukaryota; Apicomplexa; Aconoidasida; Haemosporida; Plasmodiidae. The transcript has a single exon.
UGGAGAAGUCCCCUUAGAAGUAAAGUGCAGAUCGACGAUAUGAUCCGAAUAUUAAAAAUACCACAGAAUGAUUAUAACAUACCAACAAAUAAGUCAAGUAAUAGAUAUGUACCAUAUGGUAAAUAUAAAGGAAAAACAUAUAUAUAUGCUGAAGGAGAAGAAACGGACGAUUAUCUUCGUUAUAUAUCUUCUUCGGAUAUUACUUCUUCAUCAGAAAGUGAGUAUGAAGAGAUAGAUAUGUAUAUGCCGCGUAGUCCUAAAUACAAAACUUUGAUAGAAGUGGUACUAAAACCUAGUAAAUCAACACAGGAUGAUACAUCAAAUAGUGGUGAUAUACCUAGUGAUAUACCUAGUGAUAUACCUAGUAAUAUACCCACCAAUAAAUUCACUGAUGAAGAAUGGAAUGAAUUAAAACAGGAUUUUAUUUCGAACAUGUUACAAAAUGAUCAAAACGAUGUAGUUGAAAAUAGUGGAAAUACUACAAAUACACAACCUAACAUUAUACACAAUAAUAUGGAAGAAAAACCUUUUAUUACAUCUAUUCAAGAUCGAAAAUUAUAUAGUGAUGAUAGCGAUGUUCUUAGUUAUAAUAUUGAAUGGAAUGUUCCAAAAAAUAUUACCACUAAUACUGCGAUAUACAAUAGUUUAUAUAGUGGUAUUGAUGUAAUUAACGAUUCGUUAAAUGGCAAUGAACAUAUUGAUAUAUAUGAUGAGUUGUUAAAACGAAAAGAAAAUGAAUUAUAUGGAACAAAUUAUCCGAAACAUACAACAACAAACAGAAUUGUCAAGGGAACAUAUAGUGAUCCUAUAAUCAACCAACUGGAUUUGUUCCAUACAUGGCUAGAUAGACAUAGAGAUAUGUGCAACCAAUGGAAUAAUAAAGAGCAAAUUUUGAACAAAUUGAAUGAGGAGUGGAAUAAAUCAAAUAACGAACAUGUAUUAUAUAUACCCUCGAAUGACAAUUCUGAUGAUAUUAAUACAAUUAAUAAUGAAAAUUAUAAUAUGAUUAGUACAAACAAACAUGAACGUAAUCACAAAACAUCUCUUGAACAUCUUGGAUCAACAAAUAUUCCUCCUAAUGAUCUUAUAACACAAAAUAAUGGUUCUCAAACAAAGAAUUUACGCACAAAUAUAUCUAUGGAUAUGCUUAUGGACGAAAAUAAUAAUAUACCACGUGAUAACGAUUAUUUGGAGAAUUCGUAUAAUUUUUAA